UGCAAGUGUCUCGCUGGCCGGCUGCAUCGGGCUCCGCGAUUUUACAAGAAAAACCAGGUAUUUCCGAUUGGCCAUGUCUAAAUUGUAGCUGGGGUUGUUUUUUAGCGCAUAGGGACCGUAUUUGACGGAAAAACCGGGGCAAAAAGGGGUUCAAUUUGUGAUUUUUCCGCGAUUGCCUUGUUGCCGGGUGUUGGGCCCAAUAUGGCGUGGGCUCAUACCCGCUGAGCGCCGGCCAUGCCCAAAACGCGCAAGGGCACGAACGCGUCGCCGUCUCGCUCCCCCCCCGCGGCCCUCGGCCGCUGGGGAGUCGCCCCGCUCGCGGGGACCCGAUUUUUCGGAGGACGGCGACGCGGCCGUCGCUCGCUUUUCUGCUCUCGUUGAUCAGCUGCAGGCUGCUGAAGAUCAACCCCUGACUGGCGAUGACGACAGGGACGAGGUGAUGUCCGAGGCCUCGGCGAAAACCGCUGUGACGGCCGUGGAGGCAGCGGAACCUCACGCGGUCUUGCUCCGGUCGCAGAAGGACCUAGCGGAGAUCGAGCGCGCGGUCCUCGAGUUCGUGAAUCUGCCGGCCAACCGAAUCACCAUGGAGGCGCGCACCUUCUUCGUGGCCAAGCUCUUGCAGUCGGCCGCCGUUUGCUCGCGCGUGGCGUGGGAGGCGUCCAAGCAGGCUGCGAUGGCCUACUUACUGCAGGAGCAGCUCGCCGAGGCGCGGCGGGAAGCGGCCGAGUUGCGGAGGCGCCUGGCGGUCGCCGAGGCCCGGCUGGACGGACUGGCGGGCUCGGUGGACGGCCCGGGGCGUGCCGGCCGUGGUCCUGCCGCGCCCGCGGGUGGCGUUCCUGCGCCCUCGGGCGCUGGCGGCUCGGCGGGGUCGCCAGCCGGCCGCAUGGAUUACGCGGCCGCUUUGAGGGCGGGCCUUGCGCCCUCUGCUGGCGCGGACUGCGGCGGACCCGGUGGUGCUGCGGCGGCGGACGCCGAGGCGGGGAGGCCCGGCGCGCUGCACAAGGACGUCACCUUUCUGACACCGGUUUCGACGAUCGCGACGCCGGCGAGGGAUGUGCUCCGCCUUCAGAAAUCCAACGUGGACCCGCACGCCAAGAACAUCAGAGACGUGACGCUUCAUCACACCAGAAUAGCAGAUCUCCUACAAGAACCACAAUCGACGCAGCCAGCACGAGGCAGUGUGUACUGCCUUCCAGCUGUACCACCAGACAUCCUGAUGAUGGCACAAAGGCACCAGGCUGGGAAGCACUUUGCAGGUCGCCAGAGGAUUCUACAGUGGCUGCACCAUGACCUCUACUUAUAUGAUAUGUACCCAGGGAGGUUAUAUACCGAGGCAGCACGGGCACUGACUACCAAAUUCCCCAACCUGGCUGAUGCCACGGGGACCGGCUAUGAUUCAUGGCGAGAAGCUUUAAGGUACAAAGCUAAAUAUGAAAGAAAGAAGGUCCGAGCACUGACCAAAGAAGAUACCGAAAAUUUGCAGCCAAGAAAGAGGGCUGCAGUGGAGGAAUGUGCUGGCCCUGUACGGUGUGAAAGACCAUGUACGGCAGCUGCCAUGGCCGAAGGUGAAGAUGUGGAGUCAAUUGCCUCUCACAUUUCGGCCAUGGCGAAAGAAUCUUCAAAGGCCAGGCCAGACAUGGCCUACAUUGAAGAUUCGAUGAAGAGAACAUUGGCCACCAGAAGAGAGUGGGUGGCGAAAGAGAGCCCGUCUGUUGCGGAGAUGCUGGAGAAGUAUCCUGUGCUCUCCAUCAGCUCCAUUGUGCAGCUGGAAUUCAGGCUGUUAACAAACACUCCCAUAAUGCCCAAGCUGGAGCAAGUGCUGCAACCUGUUGCCGAAAAAAUAAUCAAGACAGCGAGGAAAAAGCGGCACACAGAAAAUAUUUUUGAAGAAUUUGAUACCCUAAUGAAUGCUUCCACCGAAGAUGCUGCAGGAGAGCUGACGCUCACUGCUGCUCUUUGUGUUCUCCCUACGCUGGUGAAAGAGAGAGUUGAUGCAUUGACCUGCCAUUUUGACCCUGCCAAGGUACAUUAUGUACCUACGGUGACGUUUGUUGGGAGCCUGUUGACGGCGAAAGAAUUCACCGUGCGUCUGGAGGGCAUUUCCAUUGAAGAAAAUACGCUGUUGGAAGCCAUUGCGACCCAAAUGGCCCUGUACUGGGUGCUGAACAUUGCUUUCCAGAAGAAAGCACAAAGAACUUUUCAUCUUUUAUGUGAAUUACUUGGAGUUUCAAGUGGUCUACGGGAUACACCACUCGUCCGUGUAGCUCACACACUUUUGAGCCAGUGAGCCUCUCGUGCCAGUGAGAGGCUCACUCUUUAUAAGUGGUCAUAGUCAUAGUCAUACUAGUCGUAAUACUAGUCAAUAAAGUAUUUUGGC
This is a messenger RNA of Dermacentor albipictus, 2377 nucleotides long. RefSeq lists its product as uncharacterized. NCBI's taxonomy places the organism in Eukaryota, Metazoa, Arthropoda, Arachnida, Ixodida, Ixodidae. The record is from RefSeq and is a predicted model, not a curated record.